GGAGCGUCAUUCAGUCAUUUCGCGAAGCUCACGGUGCUUCCAAACGCUCAGUUUGGCGGGCUUCGUGUACCCAACUGGCCGUGUUCCGAACGCAGUGUGAACUCCACGCGAGUCCUGACCGCAUCUUUACUAAGUUUAUGUGUAAAACGUGAAUAAUGACAAUAAAAUCAAGCAUCGUUUUGCGGUGGUUCGCCAUCGUCAAUGUUCUAUUGAUACUCCAUGCUGAAGGAAGCAAAUCGCUAUUGGGAUCGAGCUGCAGAUCAAAUUUUGAUUGCGGCGUGAGUCAUGCGCUCUGUGAAAGAGGGAUAUGCACGUGCCAACCAUACUAUGCCAGGGUUGACAACUCGACCUGUCUAGAAUCAACUCUUCUGGGGUCAGAAUGCAUGGUGUCGGAGCAGUGCACCCUGAAAGUGGCGUACAGUGCUUGCUUGGAAGGCGUUUGUCGGUGCACCGAUGGCCAUCUCCAGUUCAGAAAACAUACCUGUCUUUCCCCUGCACAACCAGGUCACGUGUGCUACAGCAACGAACACUGUCGCUUAUGGGAUAAAGAGAGCCACUGCGAAUUCGUUAUACCCAAUCUGUUCGGGCGAUGCGCAUGUAACUCUAUGUUCAAGCAAGCCGGUGAAAAAUGCAUAGCGCAGAAAACAUCUCCCUAUGUCACAGAAGCAGUUAUAGCUGAACAAGGGUCGGUAAUAGGACAAGACCAAGAUUUUUCUCAGAAGUAUCCUAAGCCAUCAAAACAGCCGAAUAGAGUAGACGCUUAUGAACCAAAUUCAGUCCUCGACACAGAUGAUAUCCACCCCAGCAAGUUACCAAUGUUCACUAACAAAAUCGAGGUUCUUAGCACCCAGGAGGACAGCCCAUUGAUGCAAGCUGUUUUGAAAGUCCCAACAGCCGAACCGGUCAAAAGAUUACCAGUUUUUAACAGAAGAGAUGGAGAUCCAAAUGAAACCAUACAGCUGGAUGAAUUGACAGCAAAUCUACACGCAAAUGAUCAACCGAUAUACAGAAUUGUGACACAACCAUCAGUCGAAAAUAAUGGCACGAACAAAAAAGGAAGCUCAUCAAAGGAGCAAAGCAGCUCAUCAAAGGAACAAAAGCAACAGAAAGCUGGUCAUCAGAAGAAAUCUUCCUUGAAAGAUAAACAUCGUAUCCGGACCGAAGUUGCCACUCCUGUGUAUGACCUUGGUCCAGCAUCACUCGGCAUGCCAUGUGUGACCGACUCCCAAUGUAACUCAGUCGAUCCUCACUCGAGGUGCCUAAACAAAAGAUGCGACUGCGCAUACCGGACCAACUCUACAUCUGCUUGCUCCGCCAGAAAUAGAGGCUGUUUGCCCGGAACUUUCCAGUGCCGAUCGACGGGAACGUGCAUUAGCUGGUACUUCGUCUGCGAUGGCCGCAAAGAUUGCCCCGACGGUUCCGACGAAAAAUGUGAAGGUACUGGUAAAGACGCUACCGGCGAGCGGUGCCCGAUGCACGCGUUCCGAUGCGGCGGGCCGGGGUCCCGCUGCGUGUCGCGCGCGUCUCGCUGCGACGGAACCCCGCAGUGCCCCGGAGGCGAAGACGAGAGGAACUGUAGGGCGACCAAACGCAAAGGAUGCCCAAGGCAUACGUUCAGAUGCGGUUCCGGCGAGUGCCUGCCAGAGUAUGAGUUCUGCAAUGCGAUAAUCUCCUGCAAAGAUGCAUCUGACGAGCCUCCACACCUAUGUAAUGAACAAUCCAGAUGGCGAGCGGCCGACUUCUGUCCACUGCGGUGCGGUAACGGCCGGUGCAGGAGCACCGCGGUGGCGUGUUCAGGCCGGGAUGGCUGCGGGGACAACAGCGAUGAGAUUGCCUGCACUGUUUGUAGAUGUCCAGCACCACCGCAAUCACCUUGAAGACAAACCGCAUAGAUAGUUAUGAAUUCUAGUGAAAAACAAGGCUGAAAGUAAACGUCAACGAUGCUAUUGACUCUUUCCUCGUACAUUUACGGACAAAGGGUUUUAGAAACACCAUCACAUUGAUUUUACGUAUGAAAAAAUAAAAAAAAUACGUAUAAGCAGCUGCGAUGCAAUUAAACAGUAAAUCCUUAGUUUUUUAGCAGCACAAAGUCUAAUGUAUUAGUAGACGUAAAUUAAAUAGAGUUUAGAAUAAGAACCGUAAAUUACAUUUGUACAGUAGCACUAUUUAGAAAUAGGUUUCCCUUUUUUAAUCACGACGUAUAAACUUUAUGCACCUGUUAGCAACUGUCACUUUGUCGGUUUGAAGUAAUCUACAGUGUUCAUUUCAAAUUAAUAUAUUUGAAUAUAAAAGUCAAUACCUAUUCCUUGAAUGUAAAACGGAUAUUAAACAAAUUGGCUAAAACAUUAAUAACUCAAUAAGACUGACACAAAAAUGCUCGAACAGGACACGAAUCCACAAAAUCAAUCACUAAUUUGUAAAUAUGAAAUUAAUACUAAUUACAUUUUAUUUUUAUUAGUGUUAGCACUUAGUGACACAAUAAGUCGUUCUAAUUAUUUUGUACAAUAUCAAGGUAUUAAUUUAUUAAAUGCUUAACUUUAUAAACCUUAAAAUAAAGGAUAUGAAAUUAAACAAGGCUUAUUGAAAAGUAAAAAGUACCUUACAAUCGCGCCUCAGUAAAAUAUUUCGCAAGCGAUAUUUUACUAUGAAAAUAGCAUAACCCACAUGGCGUAAUUAUGUCACUAUGCCAAUCUACUUUCUCAAGAAUCUUUUCACUAAAAUAAGACGUAAAAAGUUUCAUCGCUGUAUCUAGAAAAAAACCUAACAGACUAGUAAACUAUAAAAUAUAAAACAAACUAUUACAAACUGUGUUUCUGAUUCCUUACAUCGACUGUAAUUAUGCUUAUUUAUAAACUAAGUAAUGAUUAAGUAUUACCGACUUUUUUCUAGGAAAUAAGAUUA
This is a messenger RNA of Ostrinia furnacalis (Asian corn borer), 2901 nucleotides long. RefSeq lists its product as uncharacterized. The coding region runs from base 156 to 1877 and encodes 573 amino acids. The record is from RefSeq and is a predicted model, not a curated record. Gene Ontology annotation, molecular function: protein binding. NCBI's taxonomy places the organism in Eukaryota, Metazoa, Arthropoda, Insecta, Lepidoptera, Crambidae. The transcript has 10 exons.